Messenger RNA from Tripterygium wilfordii, 1379 nucleotides. RefSeq names its product protein phosphatase 1 regulatory inhibitor subunit PPP1R7 homolog. The transcript has 7 exons. Bases 79 to 1080 code for a protein of 333 amino acids. The record is from RefSeq and is a predicted model, not a curated record. Gene Ontology annotation, molecular function: protein binding. NCBI's taxonomy places the organism in Eukaryota, Viridiplantae, Streptophyta, Magnoliopsida, Celastrales, Celastraceae.
CGCUCUCUCUGAGGAGUCGAAGCCAUUGUCACAGGGGAACUGAUUCUGCUCUGUUUGCAUUUUGCAAACCUUUCAUCAAUGGCCGACGGGACCCAGCGGGACGCAGAUGGAGGAGAUGAGACGGUAGAAAUUGAUCCCUCAAGCACGGUCCUUGAUCUCACCAGCUUCCAACUUCAUGAUCUAGAAUCGAUCGAGAUACAACCGAGUCUAACGGAGUUGGACCUCACCGCGAAUCGUUUGUCGAGCUUGGACCCUAGAAUCGCGCAGCUCUCUAAUCUGAAGAAGUUCUCGCUGCGGCAGAACCUCAUUGACGAUGCCGCCAUCGAACCGAUUUCUUCGUGGGAAGCUUUAUCCAGUCUGGAGGAAUUAGUGUUGCGAGAUAAUAAAUUAACGAAAAUACCUGAUGCGAGCAUAUUCAAGAAGCUUUUGGUUUUUGAUGUUUCUUUCAACGAAAUUACUUCAUUGAAUGGAUUAGCCAAGGUCUCCAACACGCUCAAGGAACUGUAUGUUUCCAAGAAUGAAGUUACGAAGAUGGAGGAGAUCGAACACUUCCAUCAGUUGCUAAUGCUUGAACUUGGUUCCAACAGAUUAAGGGUGAUGGAGAAUUUGCAGAACUUGACAAACUUGCAGGAGCUGUGGCUAGGCCGCAACCGUAUCAAAGUAGUAAACCUAUGUGGGUUGAAAUGCGUCAAGAAGAUUAGUUUGCAAAGCAAUCGUUUGACUUCUAUGAAAGGAUUUGAGGAAUGUAUUGCUCUUGAAGAGCUAUACUUGAGCCACAAUGGCAUUUCCAAAAUGGAAGGCCUAUCAACCUUAGUAAAUCUCCGCCUAUUAGACGUAUCAUCUAACAAGCUAACAUCAGUCAAUGAAAUUCAAAAUCUGACAGAGUUAGAAGAUUUGUGGCUUAAUGACAACCAAAUAGAAUCACUUGAAGGCAUUGCUGAAGCUGUUGCUGGUUCAAGGGGAAAACUUGCCACUAUCUACCUGGAAAACAAUCCAUGUGUGAAGUCUCCAACCUAUAUUGCUACCCUGAGACAAAUCUUCCCAAAUAUUCAGCAAAUUGAUUCCAAUAUAUAUUCCUAGAAAUUUUCGUGGAUCAUUUGUUUUCAUUUGACAGUUGCCUCUAUCAAUGGUUAGUCAAUCAGGAAGAAGGAUCCAUCAGUAAAACUUGCUCAGCCAUAUGGAAUUCAAAAAUAGCCAUUCAUAUUCCAAAGUUUCUCGAGUAUUUUGUGAUAUCAAAUACUUAGAGCUCAUUAAGAAAAUUAACCUUUGUUUUUGAAUGUAAACGUAUUAGGGAAACAUUUCUCAGUACUUUUGCUAUCAACAUUUUUGAUGAAUGGAAAUGCAAGCAGUUUAUGAAUGGAGAAAUAUAUUUUGUUUUA